AUUAUAACAUCUGACAAAUCCACAAGUCGAGUCCAGCCCGCAUGGCCUCUAGCUUCAGCGUCACCAACCUCUCUCUCUCUUCCUCUGCCUGCCCUGAUUCCGCCUGUUCUCCUCUGGUAUUCAAGCCAGAAAUUCUCCAAAAAUGUCUAUCAAACCUACCGAUCGCCUGCCCCUCCCCAACUCCACCGUCCGCAUUCCGCGCCUCGGCUUCGGUGUCUACCGUUCGCCUACCUCCCAAUGCGUCCAAUCCACCCUCAAGGCCCUGGAAGUGGGAUACCGACACAUCGACACCGCGCAAUUCUACGGCAAUGAAAGCGAAGUCGGCGAGGCCCUGCGCACGUCCGGCAUCCCCCGCGACGAAGUCUUCGUCACUACCAAGAUCCUGAGCCCCGCCGGCUCGGCCGAGCAAACCUACGACAAGCUGUUGGCCAGCGUGGAGAAGAUCGGUGGACCGGGCGGUUAUGUUGAUCUGUUCCUGAUUCACAGCUCGAGCUCUGGACCUGCCGGGAGAAAGCAGCUGUGGCAGGCGCUGGAGAAAUUGCAUGCCGAGGGCAAGGCUAAGGCUAUUGGUGUGAGCAAUUACGGUGUGCAGCAUAUCGAGGAGAUGAAGGCGUAUGCCCAGGUGUGGCCACCACAAGUCAACCAGAUUGAGCUCCACCCAUGGUGUCAGCAGCGCACCAUCGACGCAUACUGCAAGCAGCACGGCAUCAUCGUCGAAGCCUACUCGCCCAUCGUUCGCAACUACAAAGCCAAUGACCCCACCCUUGUCGAGGUUGCGCAAAAGUACAACCGGUCCACGCAGCAGGUCUUGAUCCGCUACGCGCUGCAGAAGGGCUGGGUACCGCUGCCUAAGACCGAUAACCCAGAACGUAUCGCUUCCAAUGCGGACGUGUUCGGUUUCGAUAUCAGCGUGGAGGAUAUGGAUAUCCUGAACUCGCUCGAUCAAGGCGAUGCGGGCGCCAUCGUGGAGGCCGUGGCCAACGAGUAGAAAUAUGGCGUUCUCAUGGUUGUCGCUUUAUCAGGACUGGAUUGUCGACCCCGCUGAGAAGCCAUCCUUGGACGGACACUUGAUGCAGAUCUACCGGCUGAAAUCAAUAAUCCGGCGGCUGCAUCAGAAAGGCGUUUACCGACUGCAGCGUCGAACGAGACGGAUUCACGUCAUGUUUAGACGAGACGAUCCAUGCAAGACGCUGUCGGAUAAACUGCUUGCUGAUCGAGCGCUUGGCUAGCGAGGCAUCGAAGGUUCCUGGGGGUUUCGACGCAGUUAGUUAUUUUGAUUCCCUUUUGCCGUUUCAUCUAGCGUGUAAAUUCAUUGAACAAUAUGUUCCUUUUCUUUGGGAGGGUGUCUUCGCAUUACCAUCUUCAGUGUAGAACAGGCAGAUAAUCGCCAACAACGCCCCCGCCGAAAGAUCUUUGCCCGUAUCACAAGUCACCAGCAACGACCGCGACGGAUCAGAGCCAAGUUGUGCGGCGACAAAGUCUCGCACUUUAUCCAACGACUUCCGCAGGUCCCGACUACCUAGCUUGGCCGACGCACAACCCAGAUUCAGACGCUUUAGAUUUUCCACCGCAGGGGCAGGGUCACCAUUACAGUCGAUGAUGAGGUCAUACUGUGCACCAACAUCGACACGUGCAUCAGUCUGACUGAUAUACAAAUUCCGAGUCGGCGAAAUGACGGUUGCUUUGUUGUCAGUAUUCUGGCGCGUAUACUCCCCCACCAACUCCGCAAUCACACCGGGCAAAUCCUCCUCGGCCGUCCGUUUGAGAAGAAGUCGGUUCGCCCAGAACACUGGCGGCGUUAGCCCGUGCGCCCAUGCCUCGCUGUCAUCACCGGCACCCUGGAUGUACCCGCCCUCCGACAUUUCCGCGCCAUGCACGCGCUUUGAUGCAGAGCAUAGCACUAGCAGGUGAUACUCGGGACUCUUGUGCAGGUCUGUUGGAUGGAAGUAUGAGCGAUUAGCCCAGGCGACUCGCAUGGGUUUGCCGAGUUGCUGCCGUAAAGUAUCGAGGUCAAGCUUGAGACUCUGCAUUUGAGAAAUGUCAGCCUAAACUGCAUGCUAGCUAGCCCCUGCGGGUGCGGUUCAACCCGGGUGAGAUGG
Penicillium brasilianum is the source of this 2099-nucleotide messenger RNA. The record is from the annotation of a GenBank genome assembly. Lineage: Eukaryota; Fungi; Ascomycota; Eurotiomycetes; Eurotiales; Aspergillaceae.